This is a messenger RNA of Pestalotiopsis fici W106-1, 3648 nucleotides long. RefSeq lists its product as uncharacterized. The transcript has 11 exons. NCBI's taxonomy places the organism in Eukaryota, Fungi, Ascomycota, Sordariomycetes, Amphisphaeriales, Sporocadaceae. Gene Ontology annotation, molecular function: hydrolase activity, hydrolyzing O-glycosyl compounds; chitin binding. The record is from RefSeq and is a predicted model, not a curated record. Bases 1 to 3648 code for a protein of 1215 amino acids. Gene Ontology annotation, biological process: carbohydrate metabolic process.
AUGCACGUCCGUGAUAUCUUCUUGACCGGUGCCCUGCUCCUGUCUAGCUCCAGUGCCCAGAAUUCUUCAGUUUCCCUUAUAGUGAAUGCCACUGCUACGACUGGCGUCCAGCUUCCGAACAACGCAUCGAAAGCUCUCAAACCUCUUUAUCAGCCAUAUUCUCCCGAGACACCAAAAUUCAACAAUGAAAGCCUGAUACAAGCGCUUUCAUCACCUGGCACGGCAUCAAAUUUCUUCCUUCUGCAGGAAUCAACGAAUGAAGUGCCAGUCGGCGAAUUGCCAGUCGGUACAUGUGCCCCAGGUAUCCGGUGUACCAACGGUGCCUACUGUAGUAACACAGGUGUCUGCGGCUUUGCUCCUACCAGCUGUGGCAAAGAUGUAUGCAUUUCGGACUGUAAAGCCAAAGCACCAUGCGGCCAAUACGCCCACCCAGAGAAUGCAACGUGCCCACUGAAUGUGUGCUGUUCCCAGCACGGCUUCUGCGGGAGUACUGAUGAGUACUGCGGUGCUGGUUGUCAAGUGGGAUAUGGUGGAUGCGGCGGUGCUCCUACCCCGUCGUGCUCGGGCAAUUCUGCCAUUACGCGCCGAAUCGGCUACUAUGAGAGUUGGGCAAACACACGGAAAUGCGAUGUCCGUUCACCAGAGGAUAUCGAUUUGACAGGCAUCACACAUCUGAACUUUGCAUUCGCCUUCUUUGACCCCAAGAGCUUUGAGAUUUCCCCUAUGGACUCCAAUUCCGCUUCGCUAUAUAAGAGAUUCACUGCGCUCAAGUCCAAAAAGGCGUCGCUACAAACGUGGCUCUCGGUUGGAGGUUGGUCCUUCAACGAUGACACCAACUCGCCCAAUACAAGAACGGCCUUCAGCGACAUGGUGAGCUCUGCUGCAAACAGGCAAAAGUUCAUAAGCGCAUUGCAGAGCUUUAUGCAAAGUUAUGGCUUCGAUGGAAUUGAUAUUGAUUGGGAAUAUCCCGCUGCUUAUGAUCGUGGAGGCAAGCAGUCAGACUUUGGAAAUUAUCUUGAGCUUGUCGCCGAGAUGAAACAAUCGUUUGGGGGAUCUUAUGGAAUAAGUGCUACUGUGCCAUCAUCAUACUGGUACUUGCAACAUUUUGACGUCAAAACUAUGCAGGAGUACGUUGACUGGUUCAACUUUAUGAGCUAUGAUAUUCAUGGCACUUGGGAUUCUUCCAACAAGUUCACAGGUCCAUAUAUACGACCGCACACCAAUCUGACCGAGAUUCAAGACGGUCUUUCUUUGCUCUGGAGAGCAGGUAUCAAACCGGAGAAAGUGGUUCUUGGCCUUGGGUGGUAUGGACGUUCAUUUACCUUGGCCGAUCCAGGCUGUACCACACCCAACAAAGUGUGCCAGUUCACGGCGGGUGCCAAUCCGGGUGACUGCACAAACUCAGCAGGGACACUCUCCAAUGCCGAGAUCAAGAGGAUACUAAAACGCGGAGCCGCUACAGAACAAUAUGACAAGACUGCCGCGGUAAAGUGGAUGACAUGGAACACUGACCAGUGGGUGUCAUAUGAUGACGGCGUAACAAUGCAACAGAAGAUAAACGCCGCCAACGAGCUUUGCCUUGGUGGUACCAUGAUUUGGUCUCUUGAUCAAGAUAAUUCCGACGGCGAUAGCAUGAGCGAUCUGUUGGGCGUGGGUCAAGCCAAUGGCGUCUCGGCAGAAGAGGCCAAGGCCUACAAGGCGCAGAUGGCGAAUGCGGCACUACAAAACGAUAUUGCAGCAUCCUGCUACUGGUCGCUAUGUGGGAAGCCGUGCGAAAAUGGCUACUUUGACACCACCGAAGCAAAGGGCCAAGUUGCCAGUGUUCAACAGAAUUCAAUCUGCUCUAACGGAGAAGUGCAAACUCUAUGCUGUGCCCCUGGAACAACCAUGGGCACAUGUUCAUGGCAAGGGUUCAGAGGGGUCGGCCUGCCUUGCACUCCAGUCUGCAAUAAUACGUCUGAUAUCGUAGUCGCACAAAACAGCAACUCCUACCAGGAAAAUGAAGCUGGCCAGGUUGCCGAUUUGACCUGCAACGGUGGUUAUCAGGCAUACUGUUGUAAUGGAUUCAUCCCUUCGUCCAAGACAAACACUGGCAACAUCUUCCUUUAUGGGCAAGGUGUUUUCACCAAACGAAAUCUGGUGGGCGACCUGGAUAAACGCGGCAAGCCUGCUAGUGUAGCUGCGGGAGUAUUGACGGCCGGGUUAUGUUCUGCAGCAGUAGCGGCUUUGAUUGCGGAAGCUCCGUUCACUUUUGGUAUCUCGCUGCUGGGCAUCCCAGCCGAAAUCGCCUUGUGCGCCGCUGCGGGUAUUGUUGUGACUGCUGCUGGCUUCGCAAGUAGACCUGCAGCUCCUGCUCAGCCUCCGCCGCAUCACCCACCACCGGUUGCUCAACCCCACACCGGAGUGCCGACCACAAUCACAGUAGGCAAGACUGCUCGAGCUUCUUAUGGGCAGUGGCCCAUUCUGGACUUUGGCUCCGUGUCACAGAGCUCAUAUUGUGAUUGUUUCGUCACCUAUACCUGCCGCUAUGGUUUGGGUUGGGAUGAAAUCUGCGAUAAUCAGCGUUGGGCUAUAGACAAGAUGCUUAAUGGUCAAACAGUUUUUGAAGUCAGACCAAAGGGUCGCGCCCCCAACCGCAACCAGGAGUUAUGGGCAAAUCAGAGGAAGGACAAGUACCGAACGUUGGUUCAAGGUUCACGUAGAGUCGCCAGUGCACGCUGCGAGGUGGACGAGUUUCCAAUGGGCAAUCUGGUCGACAGUGGAAACAAUAAUCCCCAGGCCUGCCGGUUGGUAAACAAGCCAGCCAACGGUGCUCAAGGUAGAGAUUUCGGAUUUUGGAAAACAGCGCAGUGGACACGGUGCUCAUCCUUCCGUAAGACCAUUUGCGGAAGCUUGGACGCACCACCUGCCACCUGGAAAUUUGGCCCUUUGGCCGGAAACCGUGGAGUGGGCGCCGGAAAACACUUUAUCUCGGCGUACGGGUUUGACUCGCAGACGCCGGACUCGCUCUGUUUCGCGUCCUACACCUACACCGACGCCAAGGGUGCAAAGCAAAACACAAUGGUACCUGACCACGGAUUCAGAGCACUAGACGACGAUCCCAUGUUUGGCAACCCCUACAAAUGGCCCAGGCAAAACUGGAAGAUCGACCCAGCACCCGCGGCAAACGCCGCCAACAGACCGGUAUCUAUCAACAGUGCGGCGUUCCAAAAACGUGACGGUGCGCAAGAACUACUCUCCAAUAUUACACACAAUGUUACCAGCAACCAAGACCAUAAUUCCAUUUGCCAUGUAGCUGUCGGUGAAGGUGGUCAACUGGAUGAGGUCGAGAUCAUUCUCGAUGAUCACAUUUUCGAGGACAUGGAUGGCAACUUGGUGAACGGCAGAGCGUGUAGCAUCAUCUACGACGACUCGAGAGAGGUGCAACUGCUCAUUAAUGGAGAUGGGAAUGUAGAGUAUGCAACUCAAGAUGAAGAUUGGCUACCCAAAGAGGUUCCAAUCACAAAGGAAGAAGAGCUGUCUGCGACGUACAGCACAGAGCUGGCCAAGCCAAGCGAGAGUCUCUCUAUUGUACCUAUCAGGACUGAAACAUCGGGAGGGUCAAGCGGGAGCAUUAUUACGAUGCCCCCUGCGAUCCCUUCAUCCUAG